CUCGUGUUUUCCGCACCAGGUGGAUGAAACCAAAAGGUAAACAAGGUCCGUAGUGGUGAAGCUUCAUCGUAAGAUCCCUCUGCUUCAACUGACCUGCAACGGAGGACGGAGUGCCGUUGCGGAUACAAAAACCUCAAGCCCUUCCUCCCUCUCGUGCCAGUUCCGUCCUCUCUUUCCAUCUCACCCAAGCUUCGUCUUCAAGCCCACAUACCUCUGUAUCUGUCUCUGUCUCUAUUUCUCUCUCUAUCUCUAACACACCUCCUUCACAAUGGCUCCCAAGAUCGCCAUCAUCUACUACUCCAUGUAUGGCCAUGUCGCCCAGCUUGCCCAGGCCGAGAAGAAAGGUAUUGAAGAGGCCGGUGGCACUGCCGAUAUCUACCAAAUCGAAGAAACCCUCCCCCAAGAGGUCUUGACCAAAAUGCACGCACCGGGCAUGAACAAAGACAUUCCCGUCGCCACUCCCGAGAUCUUGCUCAAGUACGACGCUUUCCUCUUCGGCAUUGCCACCCGUUACGGCACCUACUCCGCCCAAUGGAAGACCUUCAUCGAUAGACUCGGCGGACACUGGCAGACUGGGGCACUCUUUGGAAAAUACUUUGGCCUGUUCAUCAGCACGGCUACUAUGGGCGGUGGGCAAGAGACCACGGCCAUCACCGCUCUCUCGUCCUGGGUUCACCAGGGCAUGAUCUACGUUCCUCUGGGCUAUGCCAAAGCCUUCCCUAUCAUGGCCGACCUCAGCGCGGCCCGUGGUGGCAGUCCAUGGGGCGCAGGUACAUUCGCCGCCGGCGACGGCUCCAGACAGCCUUCCGGUCCCGAACUGGAGCUCGCUACCAUCCAGGGCAAGUCGUUCUAUGAGCACGUCAGCAAGGUCAGUUUUGCGUGACUAGAUGGCAGUACCGAAGAGAAGAAGCCGGCCGAAGGCAACGACGUGAAGCCGGCAGAGCAGCCUGCAAAGACGGAAGGGACAACAGCGGCUGCGGGAUCCAAGAAACCAACACAACCGAUACAGACAGAUGACAAGGAAGAGGAGAGCGGGCCCUGUGGAUUGCCCAAGAAGUGCGUGAUUUUAUGAUCGCUGCUAUCGUGUGGUCAAGCACAUGGAGCGUUGGAGGACGCAGCGUGGCUUGGUAGUACAGCGAUGGGGAAAAGCACAAGAUACCAUUCUGCUAAUACAUGUCUCAUGAACACACCAUUGACACGAAGAACGAA
Molecule: messenger RNA, 1209 nt
Organism: Cladophialophora immunda
Lineage: Eukaryota; Fungi; Ascomycota; Eurotiomycetes; Chaetothyriales; Herpotrichiellaceae
Product: NAD(P)H:quinone oxidoreductase, type IV
Exons: 3
Coding region: 269-883 (204 amino acids)
Molecular function (GO): FMN binding; NAD(P)H dehydrogenase (quinone) activity
Source: RefSeq, a predicted model, not a curated record